CACCGGCUCGUGCUCUAAUCGAAGUUGGCAACGGGGCGCGCGUUCGUCGUCUGCUGAGCCCCAGCAAAAGGUUUUCAUUAGUGCCGUGUGGUGGUUCAGUAGUUCCCAAGAUAAAUGGCGGAAGUGUGGUGUUCGAAAAGCGGCCGGUAGCGAGAUGGAAUUUUUGGUGAAUCUUUUUUAAUUAGAGCAGAAAGAAUGUUGCGAACAAGUAGACAACGAACCCGCAGUUUGUUUUAGAAGAAUUCGUUGGAUCCUGUGAUACUGAAAUAGCAGUGCUGAAAGGUGUUUUCACACAAGGGAUUGCAUCCCAAGGAAUACUUGCGGAGCGAUCUGCGCUAAAUCCAUAGCCUCUCUUUUAUUUCCCUACGUGUGUGUCGCAAGUGAAUGUAUGUGUAGUUUUUGUGCAAGUUGCGAAAAGUAUGUGAAAUAAUGUUAAACGUAAAUUGAAGAAAACAGAAGAAAAUUGCAUAAUAGAGGUGCAGAAAAUAAUGAAAAAAGUAAUACAAGCUGUUGCGUGAAGUGUAAAGCAACGUUUUGUGUGUUAAAAAGUGAAAUAAUUUCAUGUUAAAAAGAAUUUCCCUUUCUGAAGAUCAUGAAAUGUACCAAUCGAAUACAGUCCAGCUGAUGAAAGAAUAGUAAAACCGCAAUCGAGAUAUAGGAACCUGCUCCAUCUUCAAGAAGUAUUCAAAACAUCGAGAAAUGAAUCAGUGUCAGUGUGCUCAUUGAUUACAGAGUAAAAAGUGCUGAGUAGAAUCCACACUAGAGAUGCGCUCCCUGAGUAAGAGUGAACGAGUGAGUAGAAUCCUGCAAGCGACAAUACGGAUUUAACUCAAAUUCAAUUUCAAACACCCUGUGUACGGUUCCAGUAAGGCGCACAUGCCGUUACCAUCAACCAAAGCGUGUUCCUGUCUAAACCAUUCUUCUCUUCAUGCGGUGUACCGAGCGGAGCUUCCGAGAUAAACGGAGAGAAGGAAGUGAGAACAAACUUGUGUAAAUAGAAGGAAAUAAUUGGUAAACAAAUUUGUUAUCCGCGUUCACUACGACGCAUCGCGGCGUUUGUCGUGCAUAUCUACGCAUCCUGUAAGAACAACAGACGGGAAACUCGGGAAACAACAAAAGGCGCGCUGAUAGCUUCCCCGAGCCAGAAAAAGGGUCCCAAUUAGAGGCGACCGCAGUGUUUUGGUUGUGCCAAGUUCUUCCCGGGCGACAAGGUGUCGAAUUCAGCAUAUACAGACACACGCAUUUUCCCAAUUCCAACAGCAACAAUGUUAUGCGAUCGUUGCCGUCGUCGGCUUUUGAUGUGUGGCGUCGGUAUGUGUUUGGAAGGAGCGCGAUGAAGCGCAAGGAUACACGUUGCUAUGCUUCUUCCCAACAUCGUCGGCCCUAGCAGGACGAACGGAGCUUGAGCGAGAGCGAACAUAUUUGUGCGGGAUCUGUUUGUUCAGAAAAGCAUAAAAGUAUGAUAAUGAUGAGCUAAGGCUUUCGGGCGACCCCGGCGAGACAACACGAGACAUACACACUUGUGUGUGUAUGCGUAGCGCCAAAGCAAAGAGCGAAAGAAAUAUCUGUAACCACGAUUGCUCCAGGUGAAACACGACUGUCGGUUUCGGCGUGGUUUUGUGAAAUCGAUGUUUCGUGUUGUUAAGGUGCUGUGUGUGUGAUACAAAAAAAAAGGUGCGAAGUGUGGUGUGAUAUUGAGGGAAUUAGAAAAAUUAAUGUCGAAAGGUUCUGUUGGUGUUGUAGCUUCCGGAUAAAGAGCGGGGUUUUCAGGUGCGUGUGUUGUUAAAAGCAAACUGCUUGCUGUGUGAAACAUCGAUGAUGUGAAAUUAUUCAAAAAAAAAGGGAAGUUUUUGAAGUGAUCGUGAGCGUGUAAUAGGCAGUGUUUUUGUUCUUCCUGCUCUUUGCGUUUGAGGCGACCUAGAAUAGUUUGAUGUGCUUUCGAUGUGCUUUAGAUAUAUAGUGUAAAGUGUUAAAAAUUGAGGGCCUAGUGUUUGCUGCACGGUGGAAUUGAAGAUUCCACCAAGAUUCCAACAUGGGUUAUCUGGUGUUGGUAACGACGCUUCUGGCACUGCUGAUAAGCCCAACCAUUCAAGGCCAGUACCGUGCACCACGGAUCGUCGAGCAUCCCAACAACCAGAUCGUGCCGAAAAAUGAACCCGUGACGUUGAACUGCAAAGCGGACGGGAAACCGGAUCCGGCCAUCCACUGGUACAAGGACGGCGAGCCGGUGAAGUUCACGCCCAACCAUGUCCUGCUCCCGACCGGCUCGCUGUUCUUUCUGCGCACCCUGCACAGCAAGAAGGAGAACGAUGCCGGUGUCUAUCGGUGCGUCGCAUCGAACCUCGCCGGCAUUGCCGAGAGCCGGAACGCUACGCUGCAGAUUGCAUUGCUGCGCGACGACUUUCGGGUGGAGCCGAAGGAUACGCGAGUGGCCGCUGGUGAAACUGCGCUGCUCGAGUGUGGCGCCCCGAAAGGCAGUCCCGAGCCGGGCAUCCGCUGGUUGAAGGACGACGUACGGCUGGUGCUGGACGAGAAUCUGCGCUCGGCGAAGGAGAUCGGCCGCAUCCGGAUCGUGGACGGUGGCAACCUGCUCAUCAGUGACGUUCGGGCGACGGACGGCGGACGGUACCAGUGCGAGGCGUUCAAUGCGGCCGGUAAGCGCGUAAGCUCCAUCGCCCGGCUGAUCGUGCAAGUGAAACCCUACUUCAAGCUGGAACCAAUGGACACAACUGCCCUGGUAGGGCAGCGCGUCCAGUUCCGCUGUGCCGUCGAUGGCGAUCCAACGCCGCAGAUCUUGUGGAGCAAGGAGAACGGCCACAUUCCGGUGGGCAGGGCCGAAAUUCAGGAGGAAGAGGACCGCAGCCUGGUCAUCCGCAGUGUCGUGCCGACCGAUCAGGGCAUGUACAUCUGCGAGGCGCACAAUUCGAUCGGCCAGAUCAGCGCGAAAGCACAGCUCAUCGUCAACUCACCACCGACAUUCCUGAUCAAGCCCCAGGACCAGAAGACGGCCCUGAACGGGGUGGCCUCGUUCAAGUGCACCGCGUCCGGCAAUCCGCAACCGUCCGUCUUCUGGACGAAGGAAGGCUCCCAGACGCUGAUGUUUCCCAACAAUACGUACGACAACAUGCAGGUAUCGGUGCAGGGAACGCUACAGAUCCGUGGCGUCCAGAAGGAUGACGAUGGGUACUACAUCUGUUCAGCGCUGAGUGUGGCCGGUUCGACUGUGAGCAGAGCUUACUUACAGGUUCUAACGUCAGAGGACAGCAGUCCGCCGCCUAUACUGCAGAUCGUACCAGCGAAUCAAACGCUGCCCCGCGGCACCGUUGCCACGCUGCCGUGCCGUGCCAGCGGUAAUCCGACGCCCAUGAUUCGCUGGAUGAAAAAUGCGACCGAUAUCAACCUUUCCGGCGGUAACGGGCGCAUUUCAAUCAUCCAGGGUGGCACGCUAAGAAUUGAUGAUUUGCGAAAUGAGGACAGCGGCUGGUACCGGUGUGUGGCGUUUUCUGAGAAAGGUGAAACCUCAUGGAGUGCACACUUAACGGUUGAAAGCAGCCUUUCGUCAAUGCAGCACCGGUCGCACAAUGCGGAACUGCUGCCAUCGGCACCGGGCAUGCCAAAGGCGGUUAAUAUCACCAACAGCAACAUUACGCUGACCUGGACCCGGGGUCAGGACGAGCUGCAGAUGAACUCCGUAACGGAUGGGUACACGAUCGAGUACUACAGCCCGGAGGAGAAGGCGGGCUGGAUCAAAGCGAUGAGUCGCAUCCCGGGCUAUACUGCUACGAUAACAAACCUUUCCCCUUCCACGUCGUACAUGUUCAUCAUCCGCGCUGAGAAUGGGUACGGCUAUUCGGCCCCUUCGCCAACGUCCGCCAUCAUCCGUACGCUUUCCGCCAACGAUGGCGUGACGAUGCCGGAAGAAAUAGAAACAGCUCGAUUGCUUCUAAGUGGGCAGAUCCUGGAAUUAGUUGACGCGGUCGCAAUCAACUCCACCACCAUCCGGCUGGAAUGGCAGCUCCACAUCAGCAACACGAAUGAUUACGUCGAGGGUUUGUACGUGCGGUACCGGAACCUGUCCGCCGGGGCCGACGCCCAAAGCUACAGCAUGCUCACCAUACCGAUGAAUCCCUCCGAGACGUACGUCAUAACGGGGCUGGAGAAGUUCACCCGGUACGAGUUUUUCCUCACGCCCUACUUCAAAACGGUCGAGGGACAGCCGACCAGCUCGAAGGUGGUACAAACGCUGGAAGAUUUCCCCACGGGCGCCCCCAUGAACGUGCAAACCGGCAUGGUAAACUUAACGACGGGUCUGGUCAAUUGGUUGCCACCGGUCGACUCGCACCUGAACGGUGUCCUGCUCGGGUACAAGGUGCAGCUGCGUGCGGCCAACUCGUCGAAAGUUCUAGCUCAGAUCACGCUCAACGCUACGACGACAUCGAUCGUCUUUCACAGCCUUACGACCGGACAGACGUACACGGUGCGGGUAGUUGCGUUCAACCGGGUCGGGGCUGGACCGUACUCGAAACCCGCCUAUCUCGUGAUGGACCCAGCACACGUGAUAGCACCGCCGAGGGCGCACAAUUCGCUGAGCGAUUUUGAGGACACCCGGAAGCUAAACAUGUGGCACGAACCCUGGUUCACGGUGCCGGUGGUAGUGCUGCUGAUGAUGCUGCUCGUGAGCGGCGUCCUCACGGUCGUGCUGAUUGUGCGCAACCGGGCAAAGGUAAACAAGGAGAUGAUGAGCGCCACCACGACGGUGUCGGGCAGUGCUGGCGGCGGGAUGACGGACCCAAGCCGGCGGCCGAUGGUCGUCUCACGGCGCGACUGUCUGUGGAUCGAUCGCGGCUGGCGAUCGACGGACACGGAUAAGGAUUCGGGACUGAGCGAGGCGAAGCUGCUGGAAAGUUCUCAGAACACGGCGAACUAUGCGGACGUUAGUACGGAUUACGCCGAGGUGGAUCCGAGAAGCAUCACUUCGUUCUACAACAGUCGUAAGUCUCCAGACAAUCCAUCACCCUACGCGACCACUGUACUUGUGAACGGGAACUGCAACGACAAUGGAAAGAUGAGCUACCAGGGCCUGGACGGGUACAUAUCAGGAGCGUCCACCAAUCGUUCCGAUCCGGCAACGUAUCUUGCUGGACAUCCGAAAGCUUUCACGCCCGUGCCAUACAAUCAAGCUCCUCCUGCAAACUGGAUUGAUUUCCUUCCUCCUCCACCGGAGCAUCCGCCACCGAUACCACAAGCUUUAGACCACCAUAUACAUCUAAAUCAUGUGUAUCCCUCGGAACUGAUCGGCGGUGGUGGUGGUGGUGGUAAUGGAGGCAGUAGCUGUCCACCCACCGCGAUCGGUUCCCAGGGAUCGUCCGCUCGUUGUGGAUCGGCCCAAUCCGGUAGUUAUAAUAGUGGCAGUGCUCAACAUUCAUAUCAAUAUGUAGAUCCAUCCCUGCUAGGACGCGGAUCGUCUAGAAGCAGCUCGAACGAGUGCACCAUGCGUAACGUACCACCGCUUCCGCUGCCGAACCAGCAGUCAGCAGUUGGGCAGCAACAGCAGCAGCCGCCACACUUUCUCCCGUACAUGAACGGUGGUACGCCCGGAUCCGCCGAACAGCAGUCACCCUACUUCAACGACGACGUGUACAACAGUCCGGUAAAGAACGGAGACGUCAACUAUCAUCCGUAUCGGAUGCCCAACUCGUCGUCGGCAUCUUCCAUAUCAUGCUGCCAGUCAAACCAUUCCCGGAGCAGCCAUUCGGCCGGCUCAAAAAAUCACGAAUUUCUAGAUCAGCAGCAGCAGCAUCACGCUCACUUGCAACAUCAGCAGCAGCAGCAGCAGCAGCUCCACAGCAAUAUGAUGAUGCAACAGCAUCACCAUAUGAACAAACUUAAUGGUAUGGGCAGCUACGAUGGCCUAACCCCAUCGAAGGUGGUAUCGUUCAACGAGCAGUAUCAAAUGCUGGAUGACAGCGGUCACCAUCACAACGGCGACAGCAGCGGCGUACCCGGCGAAAACUGCACCUACUUCACCAACUACUCGGACGCGUCCGGUGCGAGCAGUAGCAGCGGCAGUGGCGGCUUCCGCAUGCAUCCGAAGUUUGUGAAAACCGUGCACGUAAAUAUUGAAAACGCCAUCAACGGUAACUAUCACCAGCAGCAGCACCACCUUCACCAGCAGCAAAUGCACCGAGAUCAAACGCAGCAGCAACCGAUGCUCAUCACUAAUGGCCAUCAUCACAAUCACCAGCAGCAACAGCAUCCUCCGUACGUGUACAAUCAGCAGCAGCAGCAGCAGCAGCAGGAACCGAUCAGCGAACACGAAGAGACUGAAACAGACAAAAUGCUGACCGGUAGCUACAGCGAAAACGAAGACCACACGGUAAGCAACGGUUGUUCCGGGCCCGACUCGGACACCCAUGACGAGCUGUCGAAGACGACGAAGCUUACCAACGGCGGAAGCCACGAAGAAGAUGACGGCGUGUCGCUCGGUCCGGUCUAUGAGGAACCGACGGCGGUGCAUCAAGCCGCAUAAAUAUAGCGUCGUGAGUGAGAAGCGUUAUCCCGUCACAGCAUGUAAGUAGACACGAGCGCUUUUAUCUGCCGAUUUGUUCUACACGCACACACAAUCGUGCGUAUAAUCUUCCGGAAUUCGCAGUUAAGGAGGUUGGUUUUUUUUAUUAUGAAUUACGCAGAAUUGAUUUCUUCGAAAUGAUACUUAGAUGAGCUGGCUGGGGCUGUCCUCUAGUAAAGCGACAGUGCAAACUAUACGAGUUUAGGAGGAGGUGAAUCGAGGUGAAAGGUGCAUUAGACAAUGCUAUAAAAUGGUCACACAAGUCAAGAGGUACACAACACGACCCAUAGGGUUUGUUUUUUCGCACGCCGGUGAACCAUUUGAGAUACCAAAAGAUACGAAGGAUGGGUUGUCCCUAGGAAGGUAAUAAUUUAUUUAAGUGAAACGUUCGGUACUUUGAGAUGAGAAUUUCCCUUGCUGUACAGUCGAUGUUUCGUUAGCGAUGCCAUUUAGAGAAUAAUUUCCAUGCGUUAGGAGAGUUAGGAACUAUUUUUUCCCCGCUGAACUAUUAUUAUUUUAUUUUAUUUACUAAAGACCUCUGAACAAAGAGAAUUUUGCACUUUUAAACCAUUCAUUUCUUUUGCCCUCAUUGACACAAGCUGCAAUUUAUCUUACUUAGCAUUGAAUUGUGCUGACUGGAAGAAAACGAUCGGUGAGCCUGUAGUAUAACGGAGUGUGGCUAUGAUUAAUUUCAUCUUUUUCCUGUGACGUUUCACCAAGCAAACAUCACAUGUGAUCUCUCUCUGUCUGUGUUGUCAGUGGUCUGGAAAGCGUUGUGCAGAGAGAGCUCACACAAACUUAAUAUGACAACACACUUCCGUUGCGUGUUAGUGGGUAAAAGUGUUUCGGUGUGUGCCGUUCAUCCGUUCCCAGAGUUCGAUGACAAGUGAACGCAGGUCGGUCGCCGGCGUUUCGUCGACUAGUAGCGCUUCUCGUACACGGUUCAUAAUUUAUAUUUAGCUGCAGAGCUCUGCAGUGUGUGGUGUCUUCUCGCAGUUGGUUGCAUCGCUCUUACCCAGAGACCACACUGCCGACCAUCUUACGGUCGUACGGCCGUGUGAAAUGUACUUAACUUUGGCAGAGUGUGUGCGGUGGUGCUUGCUGGUGCAUCCGCCGAAACGGAAUCCCCGGGAUCAUGUCAAAAAUGUUUACUAUCGUUCGCGUACUCGCUCCGGGUGCGCUUCUUGUCGGGUGCGACCCAGACCGAACGACCGGUGGCAGAAAUAUUGUUCAAUAAUGAAGACCGUGUGCAAUGGGGUUCGGCGAUGUCUGGUGCUUCUGCAGUUCAUCAGACUAAAAUCGUCCGAACCCGCGUGCGGCAGACACAUGAUGUGAAUUUUGGAAUGCGAUGCAAAAUUCCAUCGAACAUGAUUCGCCAAUUUGUCUGGUCGUCUGGAUGCAUCUGAAUGAGGGAAUUUUGAAUGAAUGUGCGCGAGUCAGCGUGUUUCGAUAAAACCCUUCACUUGUUACGUCCGGGAUUAGGUGAAUCGUCGGUCUUGGAUGAGUGAAGCGUUGGGUGUAGUUGUCUAGAGUGUUGUUUUUUUUUUUUGUAUGUUGAAUUCCAAACAAUUCUGUUUGCUCGUACUUUUAACCUUUCCUUGAUUAAACUUUGUAUGAGAUGAAUAUUCUCUAUGCUAUGUGGAAAUUUUAAAUCAUCAUUGAAUGGAAAGAUGAAGAACAUACUCAUUUUACGUCACACACACACAUGUGCUUGGGGAAAGGGAAAUCAUAAUUCAUCCCACUUUUAAUCCCUAAUUGUUGUUUUCCCCGUUGUUGCGCUGUAUGUUGUGGGUGUAUCAUUUUUGACAAACGUCGUACAUCCCAUUGUUCCAAACGAGGCCACCCCGACGACGCUCUGUAAGCUUCGUUGGCCCAAGCAACAUCUCUUGGAAGAUGCCCGGUUAUUCAUCAUCCUGCCCUGGGUGAACUCGUACUGACGUCGUUUCCUACAGACGAAAAGCUUACUUUAAUUUCCGCCAGGAUACCACCGACCGAGGAAAAAUGACUGUUUUUCCCCCCGCCGCGGUUCGGUUUGCGCUACCAGCGAGUGCGCCCACUCGUUUGAAGAUGUUUAUUGUUAUUGGCAUCAUAAAAGUGGUCCUAAUGUUCAUCAUAAUUGUCGCCAUUAACGUUCCUCAUGAGGUAGAACAUUUGAGCCAGCAGGAACCGGAAGCAAUGAUUCUAAUGUAAUACUUGUCCGUGGGGCUGCAAACACACCGAGUUGUGUCUGAGAGGGAGAAAAUUUUGUGGAAAAUUAACUUUGAAGAGGUCUUUUGGAAAAGCGCUUUUUUUGUUUUUAUUUUUUUAUUAUUGUAUCGCAAAAUACUUUUUAAUACGUUCCCUGAUUAAAUGAAAUGAAAUGGAAUCAAAUUCGCAGCAAAUCUCCUUUUGUAGAGGAAAAUUAUUUUCAAACUACGCUAACAACAUCAUCAUCCCGAGCCCCCCUAGGUUGAGUAUGCAGAACGGUGUGCUGUAUUAUGCAGAAAGUGCUGCUUCCCCAUUUCGAAUUGUGUCACACGUAACGGAGCAAUAUCAAUUAAUCGUAAUCAAAAUUUCAUUAAUUCGCAAACGAGACGAGUAAGCGCGCAAUCACACCUUAAUUUACCCCGGAAUAACGAACUUGCAUUUGCAGCAAAACGCGUUCAUCAUCAAUAUAUACCAGUGCAACACACCACCACGCGAUGAGGAGGUGAUCGGGUGUGUUGGAUUAAGAGUAGAUAGGGGCAGGCAGGAAGUGGAGCGGUGGGGCAGUAUGCUGUUUAAUCAAUUUUCGAACAUUCGGUUGAUUGAUAAACAUUAAACAAAAUACCCUGGGACGUGAGAAUUUGUUCGAUUGAGAAGGUUUAUUGUCCUGCACGAUCCCAACGAUCCUAUUAACAAUCUACGUUUAUUGAAAAGUUGAGCAAAGAAAUUAUGCUGAGUGUGUGUGAGUGUGUGUGUUGUAUUGUACCUGUGAUAUUAUUUAAUGUGAUAAGCAAAUACUCUCUUUCUCUCUCUCUCUAUCCUUUUGAAUCGGUAACGAAUUUCACGAGAGAAAUUUUCGGUAGGCUAUUAUUUGCAUUAAUAUUGCACACAAUUCUUUUUAUUUUUUGCACUCUUUUAAACUGCUUACAAGUUUCACAGGAAUUAAAAUCUUUCAUUUACUUUUUCUUUUAAUGUGCACUCCAUACAAAAUCCCACAGCUACUGCAAAUAGUAGAAAUUCUCUCCUUCUUUUUGGUGUGUUACCUAUAUACCACCCUCCCUUAUCAAACGAUACCGAUUUUGCUAGCGCGUAAAACAAAGCAACAAAACUGUGUACAGGACUAAAAAGUAAUAAUAAGUAGCGUAAGCCUAUGUAUUGGAACCGAAUAUGAAAACAAAAAUGCAAAAAAAAGAAAACAUACCGCCAUAAACACAAUAAUCAUACACACAAAUAGCAAUAAUGGUCGCUCAUGAGUAGUGAAGCAAUUGGGGAAGGGAAUUCAGAGUGAAAAGGAAGCAGGAUAGGAAAAUGAAAUGAAACAAGAAAAGAUGUAAAAAUGCUCUGGCGAGGGAGAGAUGAGCAACGUUGUCGGUAUUGUGUACUGCAUUUGUUAUACUGAAUGAGAUACACUGCCGCGACAAAAACACAUUGUACCAGCACAAAAAAAGUUUAAAAAGAGUGAAGCAGUUGAUAUUAUUAAACAACACAUAUUAGCAAUCCUUUUCCCUUGUAGCCGGUGUUCUGUGUAAGAUAGGUAGGGAAGGUCUUAAGAAUCUCGCUGACUUGAAUCUUAUAAAGCUCACUAAAUAGCUAGCGCACAUUUAGUGACGACGUACUGUUGUAACGCUUUGAAGCAAUCUGUAGUAAAAAAAAACAACCA
Messenger RNA from Anopheles merus, 10412 nucleotides. RefSeq names its product protein sax-3-like. Gene Ontology annotation, cellular component: axon; plasma membrane. The record is from RefSeq and is a predicted model, not a curated record. The transcript is spliced from 18 exons. Gene Ontology annotation, biological process: cell-cell adhesion; axon guidance. Lineage: Eukaryota; Metazoa; Arthropoda; Insecta; Diptera; Culicidae. Gene Ontology annotation, molecular function: protein binding. Bases 2033 to 6529 code for a protein of 1498 amino acids.